AUGAGUGUGGAUACGCGUCUCAUCAGCGAUUCGUACUCAAGCGUAGAUACUUCACUGUGCAAAAGCCAGGAUAAUUUCGAUUUCAAUUUCGAAAAAAAUGCUACAAAUUUCGGCUUUUUUGACCAGUGGAUAGUCUGGGAAGGCGGAAUCGCCUUUCACGUUGUUUAUUGGCUUAUAAUUGCACUCCUAUUCUUUGCAAUUAUCUAUUCACUCCGUCGGAUAUUCAGUUGGCAAUGGCUUACCGAAAGAUUUGUCGGCCAUGCCGAGCCUUCCGAGCAGAAUAAGAAGAAUAAGAGUUGUUCCGGUUGGAUCGACGAGCAAGCAGUCGGCCAAGAUGGAGCCACUUACCUAUGGUUUCAAGCCCGAAAAAUGGUCGUCAACAGUUGGAUUAUGAUCGUCAGCGUUGUUCUCAUCGUGUUACACAUGUUUGGUGAAAAGCAAGGAUCAGACCAACAUCUAAGCUCUACAACUCUUAGUAACAUCGGAGUGAAUGGCAUCCACCCCGUUUUCUCCUUGACCGUUUUGGGCGUUUUGGGCCUGUUGAUGUACCUACACGGGCAAGAACGGAACAUCAGGUCUUUGGCUAGUCCCAGCAUCCCAAACAGAUUUCGCAACAGACGUUGGCUAAUGAUUUCAGGAUUGCCGCUUACCACUACGGCUGAUUCCUUGUUUGAUUACUUGAAGGGCAGAUUCAAAUCGAAAGGAAUUUCCCGUGAAGAAAUCAAACUUGCCUACGAUCUCACCAAACUGCAGCCCGUGUUGGACGAAUUGAAAUUCUUACGAGAAGUAAAACAAACAUUGGCGACUUCCGGACCGGAAGUGAUUCAGAAUCGCUUAAUGGAUUUCUUUUACAGCGAUGGAUUAACUGAAGCCGUUGAGAGCGGACGAGUCCUACAUCCCAGUUCCCUAAUUACCAGCAAAUACGACAACGUCGACGCUAUGAAGUUCUACAGCGAAAGAGAAGCAAUUCUAUUGGCCCGGAAGGACGAAAUGUUAAGUAACCGAAAAUUCACCGGAACAGCUUUUGUCCGGUUCAACAGUCCGGCCGAUGCCAAGGCUACCAAAAAGGAACUGCGAAAACUCCAGCAAUCCGCUAGAUUCUGGAAUGAUGUGGUGGAAAACCAGGAAUUCCGGCCUUCCAAAUGGUCCGUCGAAUACGCCCCUCCCGGCUCGCAGAUCAAUUGGUCGCAAUUGAAAGAACCACGUCCGCUUUGGAAGACCUUGGUCGUCUUGCUAAUUUUAGCAGCCACAUAUUUUCUCUACAUUGUUCUAUUGGCCGCACCCGGAUACAUUGUCGAAUUGUUACAUUUGGUAGGACAUGGAUCGGAUCAUUUUUCUGUAUCGUGGAAUGUCUUCAUUUUGCCCACCCUGGCGUCUUUCUUCACCAGCAAACUGACCGAGUUAGUGACCAACAUCGACAUGUACCGACAUCACCAGUUUGUUUCCAGCAUCGAAUUGGGUAGAUUUCGAUCAAUAUGCAAUCUAUCGGCCAUCCUCUACUUGAUCCGGAUGAUGGCGACAAAACCGCUGGCGGAAUUAUUCAUUGGAAGAUUCACUUAUGGGGAUAUUAGCUGGGCGUGCCUAUUUUUCCCGGAACAUGGUAGUUUCAUCACUUGCGCCAUCAUUGUCAACACUGCAAGUGGGAUUUUAAUGAAUCACGUUCGAUUAGAAUUUCUGACAAGUUACCUAUUGAAAUGGUUCACUUUUCGGUCGAACGCGGAGCAGAUCACCUGGAGGAGGAACUACCGUCUCGAGUUUGACUUUGCGGCCAAUUACGCGGAAUUGACUAGUAAUUUUGGCCUGACGAUGCUCAUUUUCAUCAUGUUCCCGGUCAUCGGAGUGGUGUCGUGGGUCUGUGGCAUUUGUCGAUUUUUAAGCGAUAGGGCCGCCCUGAUGGAGAUGUACGCCAUCAGCAACACGAGUCCCGAAUUGCACAGGGAGCCGAUCGACCAGGUGAUUUGCUUAUCCAUUUUUUCGCCUUUGGCAUUGCUCGGCUACCGGAUCAUUCAAAUGGGCAGCAAAUCAGUCGCUCACUUGGUCGAAGAAUCUUUUCUAGCGCCACUUUGCGUCGCCAUUUUGUACGCCCUGUACUUGAUUGUAGCCCAUUGGCGAUUUCACUGGCCGAAAAUGAUCCGAUUGCGUCAAUGGUUUGGAUACCCGAUUAACGAGGAGGAAGAAGAAGAGGAGGACGUGGUCGAUUGGUCCACGUAUUUGCAACACGAAUACGACCCCAUUACUAAAAUUCAAUCCGAACAAUUCUCAUACAAAAGUAUGGUGUAA
This is a messenger RNA of Daphnia pulicaria, 2280 nucleotides long. RefSeq lists its product as uncharacterized. Lineage: Eukaryota; Metazoa; Arthropoda; Branchiopoda; Diplostraca; Daphniidae. Gene Ontology annotation, cellular component: plasma membrane. The transcript has a single exon. The coding region runs from base 1 to 2280 and encodes 759 amino acids. The record is from RefSeq and is a predicted model, not a curated record. Gene Ontology annotation, molecular function: calcium-activated cation channel activity.